Babjeviella inositovora NRRL Y-12698 is the source of this 1125-nucleotide messenger RNA. RefSeq lists its product as uncharacterized. The record is from RefSeq and is a predicted model, not a curated record. NCBI's taxonomy places the organism in Eukaryota, Fungi, Ascomycota, Pichiomycetes, Serinales. The transcript has a single exon. Bases 188 to 853 code for a protein of 221 amino acids.
GUCUGGUUCUAUACUUCAGCCUACUCGGACCCACAAUGUCUAUGCAUAUGCAUGCACCUUUUUGAUUUUGUAACUUCUCAUUUCUUUCUCAUAGUCGAGAAAAAAUGGGUUAUAUUUCAGCAUAGAAAUACAUUUGUAACUUUUCAAACCUUUCUUUAGUAAACUUUCUCGUUACCCAACCAAAAAGAUGCGUCCGGUUUUCUUAUCUUUCUUCAUGUUUGCAGCCUUGGGCUACGUGCAAUCCCUUGAGGAUGUAGCGAGUGCUUCUCCCACUGGAGUUGAGGGGGUGAUUGACACCGGCACGGAAUUGCCAGCCCCCGAAGUAUUGCAGAGGUGCUACAAGCGGGUGCGUGACAUCAGUGUCCAAAACACCGAGAGACGCGAGGUUCCUUUUACUUAUGGCAGUGACUGCUACAUCAACAAUAGCACGACGGUGCAAGCCACGGGGUUCAACUCCACACACUAUUCUCACCAUCACAAGCACAACCAGCACUUGUUGAGGUCAUUGUCCCACCCCACCCUCGAAAUCCAUUUCACCAUGGGGGAGUUGAACGGCAUUUUUCGUGAGACAUUUAGACAGCUUGGAAUAGAAAAAGCGGAGGACAGCGGGUUCUGCUACUUCCAGCCGCAGCAGCGGGGAAAGUUGGAAGUGAAUGGGAUUUCGGUUGUAGCCCCUCUUAGCGUCUCGGAGACCUACCAGUCGCUGUGUCUGGAGUAUGCUGACAUUCCGGUGUUUAGGGACGAGAUCGUGGAUGUCGUAGUUCCGAUUUCUUUUGAAACUUUUUGUGUGUACGGGGAAGAUAUCUGUCCGGAUAGCAGCAAGUUUGCCACCUUCCACUCUCUUGUAAAAUAGAGGAAGGUUGGACUGGCUACGCCUCACAAAGGCUUUGUUCAGUAUCUAUGGCGGGGCACCAUAUUAAUCCUUUAUUUAGAGAAUGCGAAAGGAAUAGUUUGACAUCCGGCGGGUGGAUCUCCUACAGAUAGGUCCAAAUAUGUAGGUACAUACACGGGAUUUAAGAGGCUACCAUAAGGCUAGCGAAGAUUACAGCUGGAAUCUACAUAUCUAAGGUGUUAAUAUAAGCUUUCCUGCAAACACUUAGAGAAAGAUAUGCAGGUCCUAAGAGA